UAAUAUUCAUGGCCGGCCAAAAGAAACUGCUCUCUGUUUCACUUCCAUGUCCAUUUCUGUUCCCUUUUCUGCUUCUUCUUUCUUCCUGCAGAACCAUUGAAGGUUCAGCCGUGGAAGCUGAGGCCCUCCUCCAAUGGAAACAAAGCCUCCCACAGCAACAAAUUCUGGACUCAUGGAUUCUUCCUUCGAAUUCAAACUCCUCUGCUUCAAACCCAUGUGAAUGGAAGGGAAUUAUAUGCAACAAUCAGGGCCUUGUGAUUGAAAUCAACAUGGCUUCUACUGGUUUGAGAGGUACUCUUGAUAAAUUGAACUUCUCUUCGUUUCCUAAUCUUCUUCGUCUUGAUCUCAAAAUCAACAAUCUCUCUGGUGCAAUCCCGCCCUCCAUUGGAGUGCUCUCAAAGCUCCAAUUUCUUGAUCUUUCCACUAAUAAACUCAACAGUACGCUGCCUCUUUCUCUGGCGAAUCUCACAGAGGUUUUUGAGCUCGAUGUGUCUCGUAAUUUCAUUACUGGGUCUUUGGAUCCUCGUCUUUUCCCAGAUGGGUCUGCCGAUUCAAGAACUGGGCUCUGGAGUUUGAGGAAUUUCUUGCUUCAGGAUACUCUGCUUCAAGGCAGAGUCCCUGAGGAGAUUGGAAAUGUCAAAUCUUUGACUUUGAUUGCUUUUGACAGGAGCAAAUUCUCUGGUCCAAUUCCUCAGUCUUUGGGGAAUUUGAGUAAUUUAAACGUUCUCCGUCUCAAUGACAAUUAUUUCUCUGGAGAAAUUCCUAAGGGUAUUGGAAACUUGAGGAACUUGACUGAUCUGCGUUUGUUCAUCAACAAUUUAUCCGGUGAAGUGCCUCAAAAUUUGGGAAAUGUGUCAUCUUUGAGAGUUGUUCAUCUUGCUGAGAACAAUUUUAGUGGUGAUUUACCUCCCCAAGUGUGUAAAGGAGGACAACUUGUUAAUUUUUCUGCUGCAUAUAAUAGUUUUACUGGUCCAAUUCCUACGAGUUUGAACAAUUGUCCUAGUUUGUUUCGUGUUCUGAUGCAAAAUAACAGUCUAACUGGAUCGCUGGAUCGAGAUUUCGGAGCAUACCCGAAUCUUAACUACAUCGACUUGAGCUAUAAUCGGAUUGAAGGAAACCUCUCCCCCAAGUGGGGAGAAUGCAAGAACUUGACCCUAUUGAGGAUCACUGGGAAUAAGGUUAGUGGUGAGAUUCCUGAAGAGAUUACAGGGUUGAAGAAUCUAGUAGAGCUUGAGCUCUCUUAUAAUAAUCUCUCUGGAUCGGUACCGGAAAGUAUCGGAAAUUUGUCGAGACUAUCGGUACUCGGACUUCGCAACAAUCGGCUUUCUGGAUCGAUUCCUAUAGGAAUAGGAAGCAUUGGCAAUCUAGCAAGUCUUGACCUCUCUUCCAAUGUGUUAGGUGGAUCAAUUCCUUCUGAAAUGGCUGAUUGCUCUAGGCUGCAAUAUUUAAGCUUGAGCAAGAACAAUCUUAAUGGCUCAAUCCCAUUUAGGAUUGGAAAUCUUGCUGCCUUGCAAAAAUUGCUAGAUUUGAGUUAUAAUUCACUUAGUGGAGAAAUUCCUUCCACUUUGGGGAAUUUGAAAAGUUUAGAGAAUUUGAACUUGUCUCAUAACAAGCUCUCUGGUUCUGUCCCCAAUUCUUUAGGCAGCAUGGUGAGUUUGGUUUCUAUUAAUCUUUCAUAUAACAAUCUAGAGGGCCCUCUUCCUGAUGAAGGCAUUUUUAAUAGGGCUGAGCCAGAUGCAUUUAGUAACAACGAAGGUUUAUGCGGUAACAUCGAAGGGUUGCCAAGAUGUAGCGACCACGAGACGGGGGACGAUGGAGGAAGUUCCAAGAAGAAGCUCGUAACUAUUCUUGUUCCUACUUUAGUAGGUGCAUUGUUGAUUUCUUUAGCACUCUUUGGAACUGUUUCGUACAUCCUACGAAAGAAAACCGAGCGAGUCUAUGGAGGUGAUAGGACAUCAGCAAAGGCGGAGGAGAAGGCGAUUCCGAACAUGUGGUACUUCUUCAAUGGUAAAGUUGUGUAUUCUGACAUAAUUGAAGCUACCAAGGAAUUCGAUGAUGAGUACUGCAUAGGGGAAGGAGGAUCAGGAAAGGUUUACAAAGCCGAGCUGCCCGAGGGUGCAGUAUUUGCAGUGAAGAAGCUACAUUCGAGGGAUGGCGAAAUGGGGAUGGAGAAUUCAAAGAAGUUUCAAGAUGAAGCAAGAGCUUUAGUAGAAACAAGACAUAGCAAUCUUGUUAGGCUCUUUGGAUUUUGUCGCAGAAAAGUUCAUACAUUUUUGGUUUAUGAUUACAUUGAAACAGGAAGCUUAGCACACAUACUGAGCAUUGGCAAAGAAGCAAUGGAGUUAGAUUGGCCAAAGAGGAUCCGGGCAGUGAGAGGUACAGCUCGGGCGUUAUCUUAUCUGCAUCACAAUUGUAAUCCUCCGAUCAUACAUCGAAACAUAACGAGCAAGAACGUCUUAUUGGACUCGAGAUUCGAAGCUCGUGUUUCGGAUUUCGGUACUGCAAGAUUUUUGAAGGCAGAUGCAUCUAAUUGGACAGCAGUUGCAGGCACAAGUGGCUACAUUGCUCCAGAGCUCGCAUACACCACGGUGGCGACCGAAAAAUGCGACGUCUACAGCUUUGGUGUUCUCGCACUCGAAGUUCUAGCGGGAAAGCAUCCGGGAGAUCUCAUCCUUACAUUACAUUCUUCAUCUGAAAACAACGACAUUGAUCUGAAAGAUAUUUUGGACUCUCGUCAGCCAUUUCCUCGAAUUCAAAAGACUGUCAAUGAUUUAUCUUUGAUAAUGAAUCUAGCGAUCUCGUGCGUGUGCAUGAAUCCUCGAUCACGACCGACAAUGUACGAGGUGAGUCGGUUGCUGGAAAUGCAGGCUGCAGUUGGUUAAGUCAUAAACUUCAUGCAGUGCAGAGUGUCCUUUGUAAAAACUAGAAUGUGUCAACGUAGAGUCUUGUACUCUAUAUCUCUAAAUUUUGCCGUGAAUGUUCUUGUGUUCCAACCUUCAACUUUGUGUACUUUUGAAAUUGGUGCUUUGAAAUUCAAUU
Molecule: messenger RNA, 3039 nt
Organism: Momordica charantia (bitter melon)
Lineage: Eukaryota; Viridiplantae; Streptophyta; Magnoliopsida; Cucurbitales; Cucurbitaceae
Biological process (GO): protein phosphorylation
Molecular function (GO): ATP binding; protein binding; protein kinase activity
Source: RefSeq, a predicted model, not a curated record